Messenger RNA from Miniopterus natalensis, 1241 nucleotides. The record is from RefSeq and is a predicted model, not a curated record. Lineage: Eukaryota; Metazoa; Chordata; Mammalia; Chiroptera; Miniopteridae.
GUCCUGGAGGAAGAGCGGCGGAGGCAGAGGGAGGCUGGGGUUGGCAGUGACCCGGGACUAAGGUCUCUUAGGCCCCCUGGAGCCUCCUUCAUGGACCCAGGGAUCCUGAGAGGGGCUGCCUCAGCUUAGGAUGGGCAACUGUGUCAAGUCUCCACUGAGAAAUCUCUCAAGGAAGAUGCGCCGGGAGGAGAUGACCAGCUACAGCGUGGUGCAGACAAGCGAGGAGGGGCUGGCGGCCAGCGGCGAGCUCCCUGGACCGCUCCUGAUGCUGGCCCAGAACUGUGCGGUCAUGCACAACCUGCUGGGCCCUGCCUGCAUUUUCCUGCGCAAGGGCUUCGCUGAGAACAGGCAGCCUGACAGAUCACUGCGGCCAGAAGAGAUUGAAGAGCUCCGAGAGGCCUUCAGAGAAUUUGACAGGGACAAAGACGGUUACAUCAACUGCCGGGACCUGGGCAACUGCAUGCGCACCAUGGGCUACAUGCCCACCGAGAUGGAGCUUAUUGAGCUGUCCCAGCAGAUCAACAUGAACCUGGGUGGCCAUGUGGAUUUUGAUGACUUUGUGGAGCUAAUGGGACCUAAACUCCUGGCUGAGACGGCAGAUAUGAUUGGAGUAAAGGAACUGCGAGAUGCUUUCCGAGAGUUUGACACCAAUGGUGAUGGGGAGAUAAGCACCAGUGAGUUGCGAGAGGCCAUGAGGAAACUCCUAGGUCAUCAGGUGGGACACCGAGACAUAGAGGAAAUUAUCCGAGAUGUGGACCUCAAUGGGGAUGGCCGAGUGGACUUUGAAGAGUUUGUCCGGAUGAUGUCCCGCUGAGGCCGUGAGGGCCCCUCCAGGACUGCCAAGCUCCCACAGGGGCGAGCAGAGGAGCCAGAGCUCGCCCACCCCGCCGCCGCCGAGAGCCCAGGAUGUACUGGUGGACGGGGCCUGCCUGCACCCCGGGGAAGGUGCCCACCCCGGACCCCACCCCUCCGCACUGUGAAAGACUCACAACUCCUGCAACUGGAAAGGGGGUGCCCGCCGACAAGGAGGCCAUAGUGCCAAGCCCGCAGAGGUCAUGCAAGGCGCGAAGUGCCAUGUACCCAGCCGCCGCUGGCUGGGUGGGCCAGGGAGCCCGCCAGCAGAUCCCACAUAGCAUGUCUGCCCUGGGCAAAGCCUCUCGCUGCCCUCCUUAGCUCUGCGCCCAUCCCAGCUCGCCUCAGCCUUGUUAUCUCGGAACCAAUAAAAGUAUUUCCAAGAGCAA